GAUGACGGCUGCUAUAGCUCAUUUAUUCAACGGCUGACAUCCGGGAGGUACUAGCGAUGUAAAAUGGAUAUCAAUAGAACUAGUUUGUGAUGCUUAAGGUGUUCAAAAAUGUGGUGAUUUUUUUCUAAGAAAAUACAACACGUCUCACAGCAAUUGUCUAGUACGAGUGUGGAUAGAAAUUUUUGGAAGACAUCUUGUCUCAUACAGCAGGCUAAUUUAUCACUGAAAAAUGGAUUACGUGUUUGGUUAAUUCGUGGUCUUUCAACAGCCGUGAAUCUUCUCUAUUCCUUUUAAAUUAAUUUGUGCAUGUUAGAUGGUAAGUAAGGUUAUAAGCUUACAUUAUUCGUACUAAAGAGAUUUUAGCUGUCAGUUAAAUGUGUCAUCUUAAUUUUUACUUUGAGGUUAUGAGUAAUUCCACAUUAAAAACGUAAUCUGUGGCGAAAACCUGUAAGGCUGGCGAAUAUCUACUUUUCAAGAUGAUAGUUUUAUUGUUUCAUAGCAAAAAAGCCCUUUCCAAGUAGAUCCAAGCUCAAUACAGGUGAUCGAUAAGAAUUAUUUUAUUAAUGUUUCAUUUAUUACACAGCACGCAGGGAAGAAAUAUUAUCAAUAGCUUUUAUUUAAAAAGUCAUAGUUGAAGACUUUGCCCAAAGCUGAAUGUGGAGAAUACCAAAUAAUUCCAAGGGUUUGAACAUCUUUAAGUGAGCAUAAGCAUCGAAGAAGAUGGCAACAAGAAUGGCAAAAAGCAAAUAGGCUGUGAUUAGCAAAAUAGUAAGCUUUGCAUGUGCGUCAUGCUUUUUUGUACAUUUCUUUACUGUCAUUGCACAACCACGACGUGAAACAGGGUCUGGAAGGGUAUUUUCGGGAUUCGGGAUUUGACCAAAAUAUGGUGCGGGAAUCGGGAAAACGAUAAAUAUAUUGAUGGGAUCCGGGAUUUGACUGUUCCCCGGGAAGCGGGACUCGCCGAAAAUUGGGCACGGGAUGCGGGAUUUAUGUUUGCGUGUCCGUCGGGAAUGCUGGAAACCCUUAAAAACACGCGUAAAUUCAAAAUAUCAAUCGAAAGGAUCAACCUACAUCUUACAUUUAUUAGCUUUUGUAGACAUUAGACUUUUUAAUGUAUUUUUCUUAGAAAGAAAAGCGGUAUUCGGGAAACUGAUGAAAAACGUGGGGGAUGCAGGAUUCUCGCGAAAAAGGGGCCAGAAUGCGGGAUCAGGACCACCCCUUCCAGACCCUGGUGAAACUUCCUAAUUUACUUGUAUUCUGAAGGAUGGAACACAAGAUAACGAUUUUCUAAUUAGUUUGGAAAAUUAGAUACAGCCUUUAGAAUUCUUAAAAAAUGAACCACAACUUUCAAUUUAAAGCAGGACAUGUUUGGAUCAAUCUAUGAUCAUCUUCAGUAAAAAUAGUAUGAUUACUAUGAUUUGAGUUAACAAUAUAUGAUGGAGCAAUAAUAUUGCACUAACAUUACAACCCGAUUGUGAUUACAAAUUGAACCUAAUUUCUUUAGAAUUCAACUCCAAAAAAUUUAAUAAGCAUUUGAAUCAUUGAACAACAUGGAAUACAAGUGAUGAAUUUGUAAGAGAGGUUUUAGCCACUGUUGUCAUCAUUGCUAUAAGCUGACCCUAACUUUUCAAUCAAAUUUUCUAAUCCUUAUAUUGUAUGAGCAAAGGUUUCAUAACACUUAAGGAAGUAAAAAUCAGUAAUAAAAUCAAGUUGAAUUAAUUGCUGAUUUAUACAAAAUAUUUUUUUCCGUGUUCAUAGUUUUCUUUAUCAAUAAAUAUCGACAAAUUUGAGUAGUUUUUUUUGGUCACUACUAGCGAUGGCUGGUAGGGAUUUGCAGUGAAUCAUUUUCAUUUAAGGGCAGCUGCAGCUUUUUGUCAAACAUGAUACUCAGUUAUACGCAGCGGCUCAUGAUAUACAGUCCUCAAUAAUUUGCAAUGAGAGGAGAAGUCGUUAUGUCAUGUUGCCAUAUGGUAGCAAAAUUUCUGGAUGACAACCAACUUAAAAAGUGUAUUCACACUGUUUCAAACUCCAUCAAUCUUAUUCAGUUUCAUUUUAUUUAAUGUCAAAUGUUAGCAAGAUUUUAUGGGGUUGAAUCCAAACGGACUGCACAUCUAAGUUUAGAAAAAGAAAAAGAAAAAGAAACUUUUCUGUUGUGGUCACCCACUCCAUAAAGCGGGUGUGUGAAAAUAGGAAGUUUUGUGUUGCAGUCAUUUAAUGAUGGCAAAGAAAUGUACAAAAAAGCACGAUGCAUGUGCAAAGUUGUUUUUUUGGAAAUCUAAACCUAUUGCGUUUAUGCUGUUCUCGUUGCUCCCCAUUGUUGUGAUGCAGAAAUUUUGCUAACAUGGUUAUGUGAGGUCACACUUCUCUUCUCUAUAACUACCUUAUAGUAGAAACAUUGGAUAAAAACUGCCAAAUAGACAACAAAAAUUUAUUGAAAAACUACUGAAUACAAUAAAAUUUGCUCAGCUACGCUAAGAUUUUAUAUUAACUUACUUUCAUAGUAUAUUGCUCAUUAUAAUAUUUAGUUACGGGAUUCAUAAGAAAAGAUUAUUAGUUGGCAAGAAUAGGUAGUUUUCUUUAAUACAAACUUUAUUCCUAGAUUGAACCUUUUCUAUAGUAGUUUAAUACUACUUUAAUAUGAUUUUUAUCCAAUUUCUCAUAUUGUUAACCUUAAAAAACUGCACCUGAAUCUGCAUCUGCAUCCCAGUGCUUACAGUACUUUUUAAUUGGUUUGUUUUGCAAUAUUGAUAAGUCCAAAAUGCCCCUAGUUAGUACAUGUAAAGGAAAAAGCACAUUAUUAUUUUAAUUAAUGCUAAGAACAAUAUUAUCUUUGGCCUUGUGAUGUAGUCUCAUAAAAUCUCUUUAUUAUUGUAUGAACCACAAUGAACAGCCAUAAUCUUAAUAUUUUUAUCCACCAAUUUUGUUAGCUGCUCUUGUCCACUUCAGUAUUACUAAACCUAUAUUAUUCCCUUUCAUAUUCAGGUCAUCAAAUUAGAAAAACCUGCAUCUUAAAAUCCUUGCAGUUAUGACUGCUUUUGUUGACUCCAAUCGGAGAUCAAGAAAGAAGCUCCCGGAUAUCCCUCCAGAGGAGCUGGCCUUGCAUGGCAGAACAGACCCUGAAACAGCCAAUAGACAUCACGAACUACCACCCGAGGUGCAGGCACAAUUUAUCAAACAUGUUCACAGAAGAUCAAGGUCAUUGACAGGCCUAGAUACCAUGGAGUUUGAAAGGCAGCAGCAAGUAGAAGCUGAGAAAGAGAAUGUGGAACCAGCUACUCAAGGGCAAAAUGUGAACUUGUCUGAAAAUAAACAGGAGGUUGUAAAUGAAGAAGAAAUUUCUAACUUUGCAAGAUCCUUGCCAUCAACUCCAGGUACUGAAAAUCAGAAAUAUACAGUUACUCUUAUCGGUACUUCAGUCUGAAACAGUCUUUUGGACAGGAUCCCCUUUCUUAGUGAUAACAAGAUUGUGAGCAGCUUGGCAAAGGGAUUAAAUGAAAGCUAGCUGAUUCAGACUCAAAAAACAUCUCAAAACGGUCAUGUUUAUAGGAAACCCUGUAGUCAGCAGACUUGCCCCUUAGUAAGUCCUGUAAUUUUCUGAAAGCAAAUCUACAUCAAGUGGCCAACAUCUGUUAAGCAAGACUAGCAGGGGCAUAGCCAGCUUUUUUAUUUGUUGUUGAAAUUUUCUGAAAGCAAAUCUACAUCAAGUGGCCAACAUCUGUUAAGCAAGACUAGCAGGGGCAUAGCCAGCUUUUUGAUUUGUUGUGUUGUAGGCCUGGCUGACAGUCGGUAGGAAUUUUAAUAUUUCCACAUAUCCUGAAAAAUGCUUGUUUAUAAUUCUGUUGAUUGCGCUCAUGACCAUAGUAUGCACUGACCUCACCAUCACACUGAGCUCAUGAGCUCUUUAGUUCAACCCAACAAUGCACAAUUUAUUACAAGUUGUAGAGUGAUCUUGAAAACCAAAAAUUUGUAUGCCUAGGUCUACCGGUCUACCGGUCUAUGGGCCUGGCUACGCCCAUGACUAGGAUGGAUCCAGUGGAAGGUUUUUACUUUAUCUGUGAUCUUAUUUUUGAUCAUGUUUAGUAUUUAAGUUAUUUUGGCAUGUACAAAAUUAAUGUAAACUGAAGGUCAAAUACUGUAAAAUUCCGAAAAUAAGCCCCGGGGCUUAUAUUUUUCAAAGGCCCUUUUCGAGGGGCUUAUUUUUGGAGGGGCUUAUAUUCAGAUCUACGCAGGGAAAUUUGCGUUUCAAAAUUGAUUGGACUAGCCUUAUAGUUUAAAGUAAAUUUGCGUUUUUUUUUGUUUUACUUUGUAUUUGAGGGCAAUUUUCCAAGUACAAGCCCCCGGGGGCUUAUAUUUGGAGGGGCGAUUUAACGGAGGGUUUUUUGCAUUACCGGUUUGGGGGCUUGUAUUUGGAGGGGCUUAUACAUGGAGGGGCUUAUUUUCGGAAUUUUACGGUAUCCUUUUUUCUGCUGCAAGGGUGGCACAGUGGUGAAAUAUCUUAUGUGGCAUAAGUUCAACUCCCACAGGCAACCUUAUACAUUUAUGUGGGUUGAGCUUGUUGUUGGUUUUUCACCUUGCUCCAAGAGAUUUUUCUCUAGGUAGUGAUCCAUGCAGUUUCUCCUCUUCUCAAGAACUAGCCUUUGUGGACUUGCUACCACUAAAUCUUUCAUUAAUUAAUUAAUUAAUUUAGUAAUUUUUUAUUUAUAAAUAAUAUUAUAUGGUUCUUAGGAAAAGGACCUGGUCAAGAAUGGAAACCCAAUCUUAUUCAUUCAUUACCUUCUCACCUGUUCUAGUUACCAGUUGUAAGUUGAGCACCAAUUCAGUGAAAACCACAGAAGAAAAAGAAGAACUUAUGAAGGAGCUUCGCUGGCAUUAUAAACAGUUUGUGAGGACCUCUAAAAAGAAAAAGGAAAAACAAGUUGAUGUAAGUAAGGAAGUGACAAACCAGGUAGCAUUCAAACCCCAAAUUUGACACUAUAAAAGGUACAUAAGAAUGUAAUGAUAAGAAGACAUGGUCCAUUAUGUGCAAAAGUUCAUAUAUUUGGGUUUGUUUAAAUUGAAGGCAAGUGUUGCUGCUGAAGACAAUAAAAGUGUGCUGAGUUUAGAAGGAAUAACUCUUAACAUUGAGGUACGGUGUAAGGCAUAUCAGUUCCUAAACAUAGAACAAAAGAAAGAAUAACAUAUAUGUUAUUCUUUCAUAUUAUGAGCUAAUGGAUUCUCUGGAAAAAAUAAAUCAAACUGUGUGAUUAUUCCUUUGAAAUCACAUUGUAAAUGGUGUAUGUUCAAGCCAAGUUCAAAAUUGAUUUCUUAAACCUGUUGCAACUACAGUUAGGCUUGCCUGUAAAGAGAUGACAGUGAUUUCACUAAUUCUUUUUGGAAAACCACAAAGGUCAUUCAAGGACUUUUUUUCCUUUCUUUUAUAGUCUAGCCCUCCAAAUAGUGCUUCUCUAAUCAGGACAAACCGGUGUGACCAGCCCAAAUGUGGCAAGCCUGUAGAAAUCCUUGAGCGUGUAGCUGUUGAAAACCACGUCUUCCACAAGAGUUGUUUUGUUUGUGCCAUAUGUAGCUCUUGGCUGAACCACUUCAAUUACUGCUUUGUCCCUGACCAUGACAAGUUCUACUGCACACAGCACUACCAGGAUAUUGAGAACGCUAGCUUUGGUUUAGGAGAGGAUAUUCGUCAUGCCAUGGGAAUUGGACCUGGUGUGCGGCAGCAGUUUAAGUUUACACCAGGUUUGUUAAUAAAGAUGUUUAACCCUUUCUUUAAGCCCCAAUAGUGAUCAGCAUCAAAUUUCUCGUAACAGUAUCACUGCCAAAUCAAAUAUACAGGUAAAGAGAACAAAUGAAAUGAUCAGCACUGAUUAAAAUUGUCCAGAUGUUUGAACAAAUUCUCUCAAUCAGUACAAUAAGGAAUAUAUGGAGAACAGUGAGGAGAAUACUCUUUAUGUUUAUAUUGGGACUUUUAGGCUUGAAGCAGGUUCUAGUAUUAGGGACCUUAAGAUACCCUGGACGCGGCGGUAAAGAGAAUGGAGAAAGCCUGGAGCAAGGACGCCCCUACCUUUGCGGGAAAAACAAAUUAAGAUUGAGCAGGUUGGGUUGAGUGCUUGCCUGAUGAGAGAGGAUAAAGUAAUGCUUUCGUGUUUUAAUUCCAUGACGUCUUUGAGAAAAACUCGUGAAGUCUUCCUUGAUUGAUACCUUAACGAUCUUUUAUUGGAAGAAAAAUUUGUGCUGCCGGCUAUGACUCCAGUUUCUCUAAAAAAAAAACAAAUUUCUUUGUGGGAAACUUGGGGUAUGAUCGGAGUUCAGGUUAUCAGCUAUUUGUUACCAGACUUUUUUGCUUUCCGUUGUUCUAGAUCUUGCUUUAAAACGAUAUGGUUCCGUUAUGAGAACUUCCCGUACUAAGGCGAGAUUUUGAUCUUCAGACCGCUCCAUCGCUGAACUGAAAGUGAACAAAAUAAAAUUAUAAAAGUUAAUAAAUGAACCAUGGCAUCUUGUUCAAGAUCUCAAUUUUUUCCGACAUGUUCAAGUUUAUUACAAGCCUAGUUUUUUGUUUUCCAACAAUUUUUAUUCGACUUCUUGUCUCUUAAAUUUUUCAAAUACUAUCCUAAAGCGAGAACGUUGUCCCCUUUAAUAAAAACAAGCAGUUAAAGUGUUACAUACUCAGCGCUUUCAUCCUCAGUUGCUGCCAAAACACUGAACCCAAAAGGCUUGAUAGCAAAAAAAUAAGAGUCAAUCUUGAGAGAACACCACACUAAAAACACUUAAAUGUGUCUCUUGAAGUAAAAUGGAUCGAAAAUCCUGUAUGAAAAGCAAUUUCUGCACUGAAAUCAAGAAAACCAACUAACCGUUUUACAAGGCGGCCAAACUUCUAGUUUUCACCGUCGCGACUUCAGGUCGACGCUGUGGCAUUAUGCUAAUUAGUUCCAAGAAUUGAACAUUUCACUUCUGGUUGUUCUCCUCGGCCGCGUUCAGAGUAUCUUAAGGUCCGUAUUAAAACAAGUGGCCACUCUCUAUUCCCACUUGGCAGAGUCCUUGCAGACAAAAACUGUCUGUCAAUCACUGUUAUUAGAAUCUCUAUUAAGCAGCCAGCAUUUUUUGAGUGGCCAUGCGCUUGCCCACUAAAUAGAGUUUCAGAGUUUUUUCAUAGUCCUUUUUUAGUCUGAUUACAUGACCUCCUGAAAAUUCUAAAUAAUUUACCACAAAUAUUUUCUUCCCUGUCAGGGGUUUGAUUUAAACUUUGUCAUGGCCAUUAACGUUUGAUAUAUUAUUGUCACUAGAUGCAGUUGAUGGAACCAAAGGUUCCAAAGCAUUGAAUAAGACACAAAACUCUAUCAGGAUUAUGAAGGAGAAAAUUGCACUGCUAAGUAAACGAGGAAAGAAACUGGUGAAAAAAGAGAAAAAACUCAGGUCUAAUCUUGACAAGUUUAAAGGUAAAAUUUUAUUUCUAUGGGGUUCACUACUUAACAGCAUUUUGAAUAUUACGUUCUUACAGAAAUUUGUUUUUACAUUUACAAUUUUUAUUUCAAAAAUGAAGGAAAGAAAUUAAUUGGGGUUUUUGCAUUAUUAUAAUUCAACCCUUGCCAGAGGGUAUAAUUAACCCUUUAAUUCCCAGUAGUGACCAAGAUCAAUUUUCUCCUAACAAUAUCCAAACACUGUCAAAAGUUAAGUUAGGAGAAUUAAUGAAAUGAUCACCCAAGAGGAAAUGCCUUAAUCUCUUAUCAGAUUCUCUCAACUACUUCUUGAAGGAAAUGUAUGGAGAUCAGUUUGGAGAAUUUGUAUGUGGAUAUGAAAAAUUGUUUUUAGGAAAAACGUUUUUAUUAUGCCAAGUUUGAACCUCUCCUUUAAAUGGCUAAUCCUUGGGGACAGAAUAAAAGUGGUCAUUUUAUAAGGUUAAUUUUUUAUCUGGGGAGGAAGGGGUGUAAUAUGAAAAAUUGUUUUUAGGAAGUACAACGUGUUUAUUAUGCCAUUAGUUCAUGCUUAUACUCUAUAAUAUAAAUGGUAAUCUAAUCAUUAUAAAAUAUAUAUGUUGAAUAAUUUUUUUGAAUCAAAAUGUCUGAGCGUGACAAAAUAAGCAAGGUUUGCAACAUUCACUAUAAGUAUCAUAUCACUGUUCGCCAUUCAUGGAGGUUCGACUCUAGUUAUCUCUUUUUCCAAGGCUCUGACGCAGAAAAGCGGGCAUUAUGGUUGGAAUGGUUUUCUGCUACGCAGGAUAAAAAUGCCACAGUAAGAAGAGAAACAGAACUUUCAUUUAAGUAAGUAGUAACUUUGUGGUAGUUUUACUUUCCAUUUGACAACGAGAAAACGGAUGAGAAGGAAAAUACGUUCCAUGCAUAUAUUAGGGCCAUUUAUACGAGGAAAAAUAAGACGUGUCUUACAUAAGGCUCGUCUUAAAUAAGACGCAAACUGUACCAUUUAUACGAGCAUGUCUUAUCUAAGAUGAGAACAGUUCGUAUAAAUGCUUCGCGUCUUAUUUCUGUUCUUGACUCAUUUUCAUGUAAAUGUUGCCCAUGGCAACAGCAAACCAACAUGGCAUGCCAAAAAUUAAUGCAUGUGUACUAUGCGUUCGCGUCUUAUGUAAGACGCUAAGGUCAUUUAUAUGAAGUUUUUCUCAUCUUAACUAAGACACAUCUUAUCUAAGAACAGGUGUUAAGGGCUGUUCUAAUUUAAGACGUGUCUUAGCUAAGUCGCGUCUUAUCGUAGACGAAAUGUGCCGUUUAUGCGGAAAGUUCGCGUCUUAUUUGAGAUGCUUCUCAUGUAAGAUGCGUCUUAUUUUCCUCAUAUAAAUGGCCCUAUUGUGCUGAAGUUCCAGGGGAGAGAGGAGUCAGUUAAGGCAUAUGUUUUUACAGGAAAUUUGAAGCUAAACUGGUAUUUUCAUAGGGGUGGCAGAGAGGGAUGGGUGAAGGGUAAACCAAAAAGUCUUCCAGAGAAUGGAUAUUUUCUUGAACAAAACAUUGAAAUUAAGAUUACAUUAUUUAAAACGUAAGCAGCUCUCAAAAAGCCUGUUUAUGCUAUUUGGCUCUUUAUGUUUAUGCUGUUUAUUGUUAGUAGGCACCACAGUUUCUUGGUGUUGUAGAUGUUUUACGUAAAACAAAAGAACCCUAACAAAAAAAUCAACACAACAGCAAAAAGGUGAGAAAUUUAGGCAGCAGUUUUAUUUUCCCUAUCUCGUAACACCUAAUAUUAAUAUUGUUAGUAGUUAUAGUUGCACAAGAAGGUGGCAAAUAUAAUUUUUGUGACCUCAGGGUGCAAAGAAAAUCAUUUUUACAGCUUGCCAUUCGGGCAAGCUGAAGCUAGCAUUUACUAGCCCAGACGUCAUUUCAACUAGCCCCCAAAGCUUUUUGACCCGCAGAAUUAAUUUCACAUUUCUUCUGUUAUUUGAAUUCCUCAAAAAACAUCAGUUGCCCUUUGGGCAAGUUAAAAAAAGACUUCACUAGCCUGAUAGCAAAAUCCACUAGCCCCGGGCUAUCGGACACGACUUUCUUUGCACACUGGACCUUCAACAAGAUGGUUAUUUACUAUAUACAUAGUGUGUAUGUUUUUAGGUCAAUGGUUUUUGUUUUAGUUGAUAUGAUCCACUACCCUUUAACCAAACAUAAGGGGGAAAAACUUAGACAAGGUUAAGACAUCAAUCUCUGACAGACUUUCUCUUUGCCAGGGUAAGGGAAUUAGAACUUGCACAGAAGUAUUCUGAGUUGGAGAAAAAACUGAGAGAAUUGACAGAGAAGGAUGGUAAGUUAGUCUAGUACUUUUUCACUAAACAGCAUUAACUAUAAGAUCGGUCAUGGCCACCUUUUAAACAAAUGUUACCAUAAUAUAAGAGCUAGGAGUCAAAAACGUAUUUCAAGGGAAUUCUACUGCUGUUGGUGGCAAUUGCAUUGGGGUUAAAAUCUCACUUGAAGGGCUGUUAUUCCAUAAAGGUAUAGCUCUGCUUUGUUUGGUAAAGUUUUUGUAUAUAUGUUACAGUUCAAAAUAAAAUUCAGGUUAAAUUUUUUUAACCUAGGUUAAUUCUCAUUUUCCUUUGUCUCCUAGCCCUAAUUGUUCAUGAAUUAGGGCUAGGAUCGAUACAAAGAAAAUAGAGAAUCAACCGAGGUUAAAAAAUUUUACCCUGAAUAUAAUUUUGACCUGUAACAUUUUCGCCACUUGCACAUUUCCUAUAAUGCACCUUAUUUGCCCCCCAAAAUUUUGCAUAACCUUCGUUUUUCAUUUUUCCUGGGUAUUACAGCUGUCCCAAGAGAAAUAAAAAACAAUGCUUCUGCAAAAUUUUGGGGGGCGAAUAAGGUGCCUUAUUGGAGAUGUGCAAGUGGGGUAUUUUGCUAAACCCAUUUGUUCCUGGAAAUUUUGCUGAAAAGUGCCUGGUGAAGCUAGUUGGACUUUUUUUUGGUAGCUUUCUGGCUAAAACAAACUAAAACUGCUCAAAAUGCCGUUAAAAAGUCAGUCUUGUCGAAUAUUAUCAGCUUUUGAAGUUCGGGCUUGCAGAAGCGAAAAUUAUUUUGACCCUCAACUUUUACCUUUCCCUUUCUCUUCUCCCUUCUUCUUUAAUGCUUUUCUUGCAUCGUUAACUCGUUUUUCUUUUGCUGAGCAAAACCUUUUGGGAAAACGUUCGGAAAAGUAGGAUUAAGUGGAGUGAAGUUAAGUGUAGUGAGGUGGAUCAGGAUUUUUAUUGAAAUUUUCGGGUCAAAUAAGUUUUCGCAUUUUUGUCUGGUCUGUUUUACUGACUCAUGCUCAUUCAGGUAUGGUUUGAAAGAUCUCUUCCCUUGGAACAAGUUACACGAAGAUGACAAAGUUGUCUAUGACUGUUAAAACUGAUGAUGUCACAAGUGGUACAAUGGAUGGGUAUCCACACACAGGCGGGUCAGGCUUUAUGGGUUAAUGAGGAGAUUGGUUGGUGGUGGAAUUGCAUUGGAAAUUCAGCUAUUAAAAACUGAUUUCUUGACCUGUGACCCCUCUACUCCCUGUAACUAUUAACUAAACUAAUAUGAAGCUCUAGAGUACUGUAUUAAGUACCUUGUCAGAAUUUGAUAGAGAGUUUAUUUAUUUUGACUAACAAUAGACGACUGUUUAACUGUGACAACAGACAGAUCGAAACGCACCAAUUACUGAUUACGAGUCUUCAUAGCCAAUAACAUCAUGGCUUAACUGACAGACGACCAAUACCAUCACGAUGUAAUUGACCAAUCAAAUCAAUAACCAGAGUAUAAUACCAUCAACUGACGUGAUACAACUCACUUUGACUCUGAAGAUGACUACCGCACAGGUUGUCGAAACGUCAGUCACUGUCAACAACAACAGUCCUAUUCAGGACUACAUUCACCCAGACGAUCAAACUCAACCUACUUUUGAGAGUAUAGUGUUCCAUUUUGUUUUAACAGAAAACACAAAGACAGCGUAUGACAAGUCUAAAGAGAAAGAGUUAUUACAAGAAAUGCUUGAGGUGGUUGGAAAAAGAGAGCAACUCAUAUCUGAUGUGGAGGAUACCAAGAAAAGGUUAAAAAUACUGGUAGAUUCAUAAUUUGUGUAAUGCCAUGAUCAAGGUGUUAAAAACAAUUUUUUUUAGAAAUGUCGUUUGUACUUUUAGAUGGUGCAGUUUAUGUUAGAGCCUACAAGAGCAGAUGUUUUUAUCAUCUUUUGUUUCUGAAGUACAGUGGACAAAUUAUUAAAAUUUACCAAAAAUACAUGUCUCGCAAAUGCUCGCAAAUCUCCAAGUCAAACCCUGACGGGCCAGUUAAGAAAUGGAUGGCCAUAACCAGCUGCAAAUAUCCUGCUGUAUAGACUUUUAUUUAUUUAUUUCCUUUUCUUUUUUCUUUGUUUCCUUGUUAUAUUGCAUUCUUAAAUGGAUAUAAUUAACAGUGACUCUUUGAAAUUAAGGUGAAUUGUGGCAGAAUAUUUACCGAAUUUUAUAAUUUGCCUUUUUAACCUUUGCAAAGUGUCUGGGUGUCUGAGUCCGUCAUAAAAAAUUAAAUUUGCAAAAUAAUGUGGUUUUUCAGGGUGUUAUGAAAGAACAAUGCCGAAAAAGCCUGCUUUCCAAAAAUUAGCAUUCCAGGGCAAAUUGUCUUUGAGAUAUUAGCCUAGUUAUGAUCUGUUGACUCCCCACAAAUCUGUCUAAAUUUGACUCAGUUCGUGUCAGGAACCGAGUCAAAUUUAGAAGGAAUUGUAUGGAGUCAUCAGAGCAAAACGGGACUAAUAUCUCUGCAACAAUUUGCCCCACAAUGCUAGUUUUUGGAAAGCAGGCUUUUUCGGAGUUGUUCUUUCAUAACACCCUGAAAAACCAAACCUAUUGAUAUGCAUGUUGGUUAUGUUUCUGAAUCUCGUUUUUCAGCAGGAACGGUUUAACGGAUUUCUAUGGUUUUUAGCAUCCUAAAUAAAGAAUUGUGGAACUUCAAGAAAAUGUUAUUAAUUUGUUUUUUUGUAGGAAUAAAAAAUUUUGAGAUAUUGGCAUUUUUACAUGCAGCAAGUUGUAUGGUCAUGAUUGACUUCAAACUUGCGGGUUUAAAACUACUCGAGAGUUCUAAGGCUUAGAACUCUCUAAGUUAUUUACUUUUUUUGUAAAAAUAUGCCAAUAUCUCAAACGUCUUUAUUCCUACAAGAAAAUAAAUAACAUUCUUAAAGUUCCAGCAUUCUUUAUUGAGGAUACAAAAAAACUUAGAAAUCAGUUAAAUCAUUCCUGCUGAAAAAUGAAAUUAAAAAACAUGACCAACAUGCACAUAAAUAGGCUUGGGCCACCUUAAAGUGCUUGUUUGAUUUUGUCAGGUAUGUGGAGGAAGACAAAUUGCUGGAAAAAGAAAGGAGAGAAGCAGGUCAGAGUUUCCAAAAUUCAGAAACUGUGAAACGU
Porites lobata is the source of this 12826-nucleotide messenger RNA. Lineage: Eukaryota; Metazoa; Cnidaria; Anthozoa; Scleractinia; Poritidae. The record is from the annotation of a GenBank genome assembly.